CAGUCAUCGAUUAUUGGCGCGUUGCAUCGCACGGCGUCUCUGUACCCCCGUUUAAUCACUCGAAGGAACUGUAUGAGGUGCGCGGUACCCGCCACACAGGAGACGAAACGGGCGAAACGCGGCGCGCUUAAAUUUUGCUAUUAAUUUGGACGGUGGCCCCCGGAUUCGCGUGAUAUGCGGACCGCUGGAUGUCGGACAGUUGUUUGCGGUUUGUAGGUUAUGUGCUGGUGAGCGCAGGCUAGACGGAGGGGCCCCGCGAUGAGCAGCUGGGCCGCGAGGAUGCACCGGCGCGCCGCCACCUUCAGCAACGUGGUGACGUCGUGCGGCCAUCCGCCCGGGCCGUAUCCUAGACGAUUGGAAAAGGUCAAGUUUGGGGUGCCGCUGGAGGAGGUUUGCAAGAACGACAUUCCCGGACCGUUGCUUGUGCUGAUUUUGAAGCUGAACAAGGAGGCGCCCUGCCGCAAGGACGUGUUCCGAGCCCCCGGCCACCAAGGCGCCAUGAAGAAGCUGACGCACUUCCUGCAAACAGGUCGCCUGGUCAACAUGGACAAUUUUAGCGUUUACACGAUCGCCAGCGUGCUGAAGAAGUUUCUGCGGAAGGUGCCCGGCGGCGUGUUCGGCAAGGAUGUCGAACAGGACUUUUUCCGUGUCAUCGAGAUGCCCGACACGCAGCUGCAACGCGAGGAGAUCCAACGGAUCAUCACAUCCCUGCCGGUCUACACGCAACGUUUGCUUGUGCUGUUGUUCGGCACGUUCCGUGUGAUCGCCUCGAACAGCGAAAAAGAGGGCACUGGGAUGAGCAGCGAGGCGCUGGGCGUCAGCGUCGCCCCCAGUUUCUUCCACACGUGCGUCGCCGACGGCAAAACGGCCAAAUUCGAGGACGUUCAGAAAUUUAAGGUUGCGUCGCGGGUCAUGAAGCAUCUGAUCGAGGAGUUCGCCAAUUCGAACCUGUUCGGGCGCGACAACUACGAGUACUACACAAAGGUGACGGGCAGGGUGUUACGAGUCCAGGGCGAAUGGAUCUGUUCGUUUCAGUGCAACAACGAGUACAUCGCUUUGGAACGCUACCUUUUGGCGCUAAGCCAAGUGGAGGAGUGUCAGUCGACGCCCGCCCUGUUGGAGUCGGCGAUGCAGCAACAGGUUAGCUCAACAUCUUUGGGCAUGAUUGCCGAGCACAGUCUGCUUGAAAGCUGCACGAGACUGUCGAUAUCUCUGGAACAGAACGGACUAUUCCAGGGCAACAACGCGACAUCGCAUUCGUCUAGUAGAAGUCACUCUUCGAGUAACAGUCAUUCAGGACCAAAGAUGAGCUUAGACGAGUUAAAGGCUGUGAAUCGUUAUGCGGAGAGCACAAAGAGUCUGAGUUUUCUGCCACAAGUGCACGAACGACAGACGCAAAGGAUGAAGACACGGUCGCAGUGGUUUUUGGGUCCGUCUGUUGAGUGCACGAGUUGCGGCGGAUCCUUGGACAUUCCGUUGAAUGAGGCCGACAUUUCUAUGUUGAGCAACACUUUGUUGAGGAGAUCAUCUUCCGGUACUGUCGUGGGCAUAGCCGGUUUAUCUCUGAGUGCGGAAAGCAUACAAAAACGUCCCAGCGUCAAACGAUCCAACUCCAGGGACAAGAGAUACAUCCAGAGGUCCGCCAGUCGACGCAACAAAGAAAACGGUUCCAGAUCCAACAGCUUUAAGGGUCGCGGUGAGAGGAAAUCAACUAGCUCACGUCCCGGCAGCUUCAAGCUAAAAUACGAGAACAUAUCUAGGUCGUGCAGCUUCAAAACAAAGAACGAACUGUGCACGUGUCCGAGUGUGGACGGUGCAAUAGCCGCCGAGAACGGGGUUCAAUCGGACGAGGCACAGCCACAACAGUCGCCGCCCAAGACUGCGCCCGAAACAAUAUGCGUCACACUGACGUACAAGCCACGCGUUUGAAGACGAGGCGAUAAAGGAAAAAGCAGUGGAUUUUGAGGUGAAGGUGUCUGUUGGUUUUAGGAUAAUUUGUUUGUGUUUUUUUAAGUAGUUCAUUGGUUUUUAGAAAAACUUACGUAUUUCAUAAGAUAAAUCUGCACCUAAUUAUAGUUUAUAAGUAUUUUCCAAUAUUUCCAAAGGAGUCCAACAACUGCAGCUUUGGAAUAUAAAAACUAAACAUGUACUUUAUUAAUAUUCACUUACUUAUUUUACUUAUUAAAAAUGACAUCUUCACCUCCAAAAAAUACUUUUACGGCGUGAGAGCCUUAUAAAUAUUGAGCAAGACUUGAAAUAUCACAACGACAGAUCCGAAAUGGCGAAACUAAUUCGCACAAGCGUAUUUUGAUAGAUUUUUUUAUAAACAUCACGCACACAGUAUUAUUUACUCUGGAUGAAUAAUUGAAGACUGAAAAGUAAUAAACAAAACUAGACACGUUAUCCCGUUCGGUUGAUUAAUAAAUAAAUGUUCGCUAUUUCGGACGUCCCGUGAGAAUAUUAUAAUUAAUAUUAAAUCAAUAAAAGCAUACGCUUAUUAAAAAUUAAUGUUUUGUACAUAUGAUAAAAAUGUGUUAUUGUAAAAUAUCAACGAGUGAUUUUGAUCUAAUUUUAGUGGAUUAAUGUGAAAUACGUGUUGAGUAUCGUUUUUUAUUAUGUAUGUGGCCUCUUUAUGCUCAGUUUUGAAAGUGUGCACGUCAAAUAUUUUUGUGUUCAUAAACUCAUCACUUUUACGAUGUUUUAUCGGGCAGGCACAAGUUGAAGCCCUUUAAAAAAAUGUUGUUCACAGUCACCUUAUCAUCACACAUGUUGGUUACAAUUUUUGUAAGUUCGUUUGCGCAUAAAAAAAACCAAAAAGUACAAAAAACGACUAUGCUAUACAUUAUGAUGUAUUUAUUUUUAGUUUUUUCGAAAAUAUUGUUAGUUAAUAAAAAACGAUGUUAGAGUGUAAGGGCAGACCAAAUUAACAUAAGGUUAGCAUUCCAUGAGACACAGCAUUUAUUUAAAUUAAGACUGUUUUUCUUUGGUCAUACAUUUACAAACUUGUUUCAACAGUAUUCCUUUACUUUUGUGCACCUUGAAAUCUUAAUAAUUCUAUAGUAUUUAUUAAUAGUAUUUUUCACUGGGGAUUAUACACGUGGAAAUAUCAAUUUAGGACAGUAGAUUAUCCGGUAACUGUGGAGAAAAUAAAUGUAUGUUAAGUGUAUUUUUAUGACUAUUUUAUAUGAUUUAACAUACCAGACAGUAUUGGAAAUUUUAUCUGGUUUUCCUGUACGAAAUUUUAUUCUGUACUAUUGUAUGUGUAUGGAAUCAAUGAAAUUUGCAAUACUAGUAUGUUAAAGAGAAUAAAACAGGCUUUUAUGGGACUAUAUAUGUAUUGUUAAACAAUACGAAAACAACAAAACACCAAGUAGGUUUACGCUCUUAAAGUUAAUAUUAAUAUAUUAUAUAUACAUAUAUAUAUAUAUAUGAAAAAUUUUUAAGAUAUCUUUUUGAAAAGUACAACAUUCUUUUUUAAAUAUUUUUAUACAUAGUUAUAAUUUGAUAUGAAAAUUUUAUGUGACUUUACCAGAGAAACAUCUUAUGAAAACACAAACAAUACACGUUUCUCUGUUGAAGAAAUUUGCCAAAGAUUGUUGUGUAUUAUUUUUUAUCUACAGCUGUUUUUCACAUGUUCGUAAAACACGUAGCAUCGCCACGCAAUAUGUAUUAACAAAAUAGUAAUUGUGCAAAACAGUUGUUUCUGUUAUGUUGUUAAGUGUCGAAAAUAUAUCGAUUUUGUAUCUACUCUGUUUCAAAUUUGCCAAAAAAUCUAUAACCAAAUUUUAUACACGUAUUGAUCUCUUUUAUAAAAUUUGUGUUCAUCGAAAGUGUUACGAUAUUGGAUUAUGUGUUACAUGUAUUCAUUUUAUAAAAUAUACUUCAAAUAACA
This is a messenger RNA of Aethina tumida (small hive beetle), 3892 nucleotides long. RefSeq lists its product as uncharacterized. Gene Ontology annotation, biological process: signal transduction. The record is from RefSeq and is a predicted model, not a curated record. The transcript is spliced from 9 exons. The coding region runs from base 259 to 1929 and encodes 556 amino acids. Lineage: Eukaryota; Metazoa; Arthropoda; Insecta; Coleoptera; Nitidulidae. Gene Ontology annotation, molecular function: GTPase activator activity.